AAUGAGUUCAAUCGGUACCGGCUACGAUCUCGCCGCCUCUACUUUUUCUCCUGAUGGCAGAAUUUUCCAAGUCGAGUACGCUCAAAAGGCUGUCGACAAUGCAGGAACAAUGAUUGCAAUUCGUGGCAAGAACGGAGUUGUGGUCGUUGCUGACAAGCUGAUCUCUUCCAAACUUUACACUGAUAACGCUAAUCCAAGAAUGUUUAACGUGAACGACAAUGUUGGUGUCGCAGUUGCUGGAAACUAUCCAGAUGGUUUCGCUCUGAAGAACUAUGCUUACGGAGAAGCAAUGAAGUGGCUCAAAGACUACCGUGAGCCAAUGCCGAUUCAGAAUAUUGCUAACUCAGUUGCUGAGUACAUUCACAUUCACACUCUCGGCAUUAGUCGUCCGUUUGGAGCAGGAGCCUUCUUCAUGUCAUGGAACAAACAAACUGGAGGACGUCUUUUCCUUGUGGAGCCAUCAGGUCUAAACUAUGAAUACAAGGCAUGGGCUGUCGGAAAACAUCGCCAAGCCGCAAAAGCUGAGAUUGAGAAGCUGAAGAUCGAGGAGCUGGAUGUGAAUCAACUCGUGAAGGAAGCUGCUCGAAUCAUUAUGGUGGUGCGUGACGAGAACAAGGAUAAAAACGUUCAAAUCGAAAUGGGAUGGGUCGGUGAGCAGACGAACGGAAAGUACGAAGAAGUUCCAAGCGAGGUUGUCACUGCUGCCGAGGAAUGGGCUAUUGCCAAGCUUGACGAGGACGACAUGGACGAUUGAAUCAUUCUCGUGUAUUUAUUCACAUUUUUAAUUUAUUAUCAGCUCUCUUCUUUCUGCCCUGGUAAACUUCUUGCGCUCGGCGAGUCAUUUUAUUGUACUUCAAACCGACUCACCGACUUCAAGAAGAACUUUUUGCACCCGGAUGUUUUUUUUUAACUUUUUCUGUUCAUUAUUUUUCGGUUUCCCGGUAUUACCCAUUUUUCUCAAUACAAAUUCAGACAAACC
Caenorhabditis elegans is the source of this 979-nucleotide messenger RNA. It is a transcript of the gene pas-7, whose product is annotated as Proteasome subunit alpha type-3. Lineage: Eukaryota; Metazoa; Nematoda; Chromadorea; Rhabditida; Rhabditidae. The transcript is spliced from 3 exons. Gene Ontology annotation, biological process: ubiquitin-dependent protein catabolic process; protein catabolic process. The record is from RefSeq and is marked reviewed. The coding region runs from base 2 to 754 and encodes 250 amino acids. Gene Ontology annotation, cellular component: proteasome core complex; cytoplasm; proteasome core complex, alpha-subunit complex.